This is a messenger RNA of Mastomys coucha (southern multimammate mouse), 1285 nucleotides long. Its product is annotated as collagen alpha-3(VI) chain-like. The record is from RefSeq and is a predicted model, not a curated record. The coding region runs from base 140 to 1036 and encodes 298 amino acids. NCBI's taxonomy places the organism in Eukaryota, Metazoa, Chordata, Mammalia, Rodentia, Muridae. The transcript has a single exon.
UCUGGAAUAUUCUGCUGACCCCUGAUUUGGGGCUACUCGGUAUGGGACUGGGGUGAUUGCUGGGUGCAUCAGCAGCUGUGUCCUCUUUUUUGGUUCUGCUCUGCAGGUAAGUCCUUCUACUUGCCCUCAUUCAGCUGAGAUGUGUGACUUUUUAUUUGGUAAUAGCAGAAGAUCUGCUUUAGCUUAUUUAGGAAGAGGUAAUGGACACAAGGCCACUGAAUGGGUAGAAAAACCUGAACCAAUGUCUUUUUUUAAAGAUGUCAAAAAUGGUGCGGCGGCUGACGUAGUGUUUCUAGUGGAUUCCUCCUGGAGUGCUGGGAAGGACCGUUUCCUGCUUGUUCAAGAGUUUCUGUCCGAUGUUGUAGAGUCUUUAGCUCUGGGAGACAAUGAUUUUCGUUUUGCUCUGGUCCGACUCAACGGAAACCCACAUACCGAGUUCCUGUUGAAUACGUACCACUCUAAACAAGAAGUCCUUUCUCAUAUUUUGAACAUGUCUUACAUUGAGGGAAGCAAUCAAACUGGAAAAGGAUUAGAAUACAUAAUUCACAGCCACCUCACUGAGGCUUCUGGAAGCCGGGCCACUGAUGGAGUCCCUCAGGUUAUCGUAGUGUUAACUGACGGACAAUCGGAAGAUGGCUUCACUCUGCCCUCAGCAGAACUUAAGUCUGCGGACGUUAACGUGUUUGCAGUUGGAGUUGAGGAUGCAGAUAAGAGAGCCUUAAGGGAAAUAGCAAGUGAACCGCUCAGUAUGCAUGUUUUCAACCUAGAGAAUGUUACCUCACUUCAUGACAUAGUAGGGAACUUAGUGUCCUGUAUACACUCCUCUGUGAAUGCAGAGAGGGCUGGGGACGAGGAGAGCCUUAAAGACAUCACAGGUAAUGCCUUCUUCACUGCUGGGCUGCUCCCCGCCCUGCCGCUCUGUGGCUCUGUGGCUGUGUGUGAGCUUAGCAAAUCCUGGCCUAAAGCAACAUCGUGCCUAAGAGAUGCUGGGGACUUAAGGGAAGAGAUGUUCUCAAGCUUAAAAACAAAGGCGUGACUACCCUUCUUCUUCAGUCUCCUUCAAACACAGCUUCCGCCUGUACCAAGAGGUUUCUGAAACAGCCAACAUAUGAACUUCAAAACCCGCAUUCGGAUGCUAUCCUAGGGUUAGUUUACCUUCCUUAAGAAGAAAGCCUUCCUCUGAUGGGUAGGCAUCCACCUAGGAGCAGGGAGCACCAGGAGGCACUGGGCUGAGGGAGGAGAGGAAGGAAGCCUGUGUUUGUUUGAAAGACAGAAUCAGAGGACA